Messenger RNA from Leptopilina heterotoma, 570 nucleotides. It is a transcript of the gene Dsk, whose product is annotated as drosulfakinins. The record is from RefSeq and is a predicted model, not a curated record. The transcript has 3 exons. Bases 149 to 436 code for a protein of 95 amino acids. NCBI's taxonomy places the organism in Eukaryota, Metazoa, Arthropoda, Insecta, Hymenoptera, Figitidae.
AAGAAGAUGAAGAGAUUAAAGAAAAAAUUCAACCCUCCUGGGAAUCUGCACUUCUUGGUAUAUAAGCAGAUAAAAAUUGGUCCAACUACCUCAGUCGCUCAUCGUUCAACUUUUCCUCUUGUACACUUCUUUUCUUCCAGAAACGGAAAUGAACCAGUUAACUAGAAUGUUUUUAACUUUGGCGACCAUUUGGUUACUUUUCGGCAAAACUGAGACUAAAUCGAACUCGGAACAUCUUUCAGUUCGUCCUAGAAUAUUUCACAAUCUUCCAUUAUUUCCCAGGUUCGCAGUGGAGGAUCAAAUUUUCGAUGAAGACGAAGACAUACCACAUCCCAAUAAACGGCAAAAAUUUGACGAUUACGGCCACAUGAGAUUUGGCAAACGUGAUCAAUUUGAAGAUUAUGGACAUCUUCGUUUCGGUAGAAAUCAACAAUAAAAAAAAGAACCAUUGCGAUUAAAAUAGUUACUCUGUAAAUUAUUAUUUUUUGAAAAUGUGGAUCCAAAAAUUUAUCAACACGUAUAAUUAUUUCUUUUUUUAACAUCCCCCUAGAAUGAAAAAAAAAUAAAAAC